UUUGGAAGGAGAGCAGGUGACAUGAAGAUGGCCACUCUGGUGAACUACUUUGGUAUUGGAAAGCAGAGUCAUAGGAGCUUGGAUGAUGUUCACAUGAAUCUUGAAGUUCUCAAAUAUUGUGCAACCGUUUUGUUUGGAGUAAGUACAAAGUUUGUUGAUAACUUUGGCCGGCCACGGUUGAACUUUGUGGUUGAUGCAUCUCCAAGUUUGUGUAGAGUUCUGGAUCAAUGUGACAAAAUUGCACAAAAAUUUUCAGUGGAAUCUGGAAGCAAAUCUGAGUGGAGGCAUGUUGUGAUCAAGUUCGGAAAGUACAACUACCCUACCAUAAGAGUACACAUGCCCAUAAUGUUCAAUGGGGGUAUUGAGCAAAUCAUGACAGAGCUAUGUCAGAGAGAUUGUUCUGGGUCGACUCAAAAGGUUGUCUUCAUUGGACUUGAAACGGCAGAGCUGAUUAACUUGAUCAGGCCAGGGACAUUGGUGGAUGCAUUCUUCUCCUUUGGUUCAUAUGACUAUCAGGGGAGUGCAGGCAUCCGCUUGGUGGCUAAGAAAUUGAUUAUCUAUUCUGAGGAAUGAAGGUGAAAUGCUCUCUGAAAUCCAUUUCAGAAUCUUGCCUUAAAUCUUUUUCCCAGCUUGUUUGGUUUGAAGGGAAGUGAAGGGAGAGAGAUAAAUUUUCCUAUUUGAAUAACAACAAUUUGAGAAAAGUAAAGAAAAUGGAAAUUAAAAAGAAGUUCCUAUACUCCCAUACAUUCCUCUCAAACCGUUUAUUUCUGAUUAAACAGGUCAAAGUUUC
Molecule: messenger RNA, 790 nt
Organism: Rubroshorea leprosula
Lineage: Eukaryota; Viridiplantae; Streptophyta; Magnoliopsida; Malvales; Dipterocarpaceae
Source: the annotation of a GenBank genome assembly